Malassezia restricta is the source of this 1965-nucleotide messenger RNA. Its product is annotated as protein kinase. Bases 1 to 1965 code for a protein of 654 amino acids. Lineage: Eukaryota; Fungi; Basidiomycota; Malasseziomycetes; Malasseziales; Malasseziaceae. Gene Ontology annotation, biological process: protein phosphorylation; intracellular signal transduction. The transcript has a single exon. The record is from RefSeq and is a predicted model, not a curated record. Gene Ontology annotation, molecular function: ATP binding; protein serine/threonine kinase activity.
AUGUCAAGCAACGAAUCCCAUCAUAUAUCAAUGGAACAGACAGAAGGGACUAGUCAGACAGCCAGUCGAUGGCGCGAUAACCGCAAAAAGAGUGAGUUUUCAAACCCAUUAAAUGAUCUUCGUCGAUUUUUAAACAAUCAUAUUGGAAGCGGUAACGUGCGGAAUUCUUCCAAGAAAGAGGGCUCUCAGAAGCAUGAACGCUCGCGUGCCAGUACAAUGAGCCACCGAGACAUAGAUUUACCGCCUUGGUCUGGUGCUGGUAUUUCGAAAAAGUAUGGCAAGUUUGGAAAAACGCUUGGCAUUGGUGCUGGCGGCACGGUUCGUGUCAUCAAGCGGUCCAAGGAUCAGGCCCAACUAGCCGUUAAAGAGUUUCGGCACAGGCGUCCCGAUGAAAGUGAGAAAGAAUACAUCAAGAAAGUGACGGCAGAGUUUUGUAUCGGAAGUACGCUUCACCAUAUCAACAUUAUCAAGACCUUGGAUAUUAUUCGAGACAAUGAUCUCUUUUUCGAAGUCAUGGAAUAUGCUCCUAUUGAGCUAUUUGCCAUCGUAAUGAGCGGCAAGAUGGGAUUCAAUGAGAUCAAUUGUGUUUUUCGUCAAAUUGUAGAUGGCGUUGACUACCUGCAUGGCCUUGGACUGGCGCACCGCGAUCUCAAAAUCGACAACUGUGUCAUGACCUCGGAUGGGAUAGUCAAGAUCAUUGAUUUUGGUACAGCCACUGUGUUUCAAGUGCCAGGCAAAAGCGCUUUGUUUGCCACGGGCAUAGUAGGGUCUGACCCAUACCUAGCGCCAGAGGUCCUCUCGCGACAGACUUACGAUGCGCGCUUGACAGACGUCUGGAGCCUUGCAAUCGUUUACAUUUGUAUGGUCCUUAAAAGGUUCCCUUGGAAGAUACCUGAUCCCGAAUUGGAUCCUAGCUUCAAGUUAUUUUUGCUGGCCCAUCCUGAGCUGGGCGGCAUUAAGCCUUCAAGCCUUCUCGAGGACGACGAAGCCCAUGAUGAGCCUAUGAUCAGCGACCAGUUGCCAGAAACCCGUUACGGAACUGUCUUGCAAUCAUCGGGUGCUCAUCGGCUGCUUGACCAAUACACGGGUGAUGGCAAUGUUAAUGCUAUUCCCACUGCCAAAGAAGCUGGUUACGAUAUAUCACUCGCUAUCCCGACCAGUGACGAAUCGACAACCGUAACACCUGUUGACACAAACGAUGGCCAGGUGCCUCGUGAUAUACCACCAUCACACGAAGAACAUCAAGACUUGCUUGAUGAGCGUCACUAUCAUGAGCAGGAGCUUUCCAGUGAAGUGCAUUCGCCGAAAGACCACGAAAUGUCGAAGGAAAAGAAUGGCACGAGUCCUGAUGAGGAUCCUCAACCGCGUGCGGCCGAUAGUCUGUUCAGGAUUCUACCGCUUCGUCCACGUAUGUGCCUAUCACGCAUGUUGGUUCUAGACCCAAAGAACCGCGCAACGUUGGGUGAUUUGCUUCGUGGAAGAAGUUAUGGUGGCACUGACGGCGCUAUUUCUGCCACCGCUUACGCACAACAGCAACAAGCUGCAGAGGCUGAACAGAUAUCUCCACUCGUAAUGCCUGUGGAUACAAGUCAGAUUAGGAACAACACAUCAAGAAGUGCGCCUUACGGAACCAUGGAGCCAUACGUUGAUGAGUUUGAAAAUGAUGAGGACUAUGGUGAUGAGUGGCUCAAGGGAAUCAACACUUGCUCACAUUGGCGAUUAAGUUCUACAACAUCUGGAUGCUCGUCUACUGUGGACACUCAUACACUUGUGGACGUGCCCGCGACUAUGACCAACUCCCUUGAACCUGCGAUGCAUGACAAAAACUGUUUUGCGGAUAUGGGAUUCCGAAGCAUCAAUGACAUCAUGUCAGGUAUUGCGUGUCGACCCCCACCUAAUCAUACACAUGCAUCGCUCUCGGCUUUGCAAGAACACAAGCGCAGAUUGUUCCCUCGUAGAGAUUGA